Ochlerotatus camptorhynchus is the source of this 7233-nucleotide messenger RNA. It is a transcript of the gene Pcf11, whose product is annotated as Pcf11 cleavage and polyadenylation factor subunit. The transcript is spliced from 13 exons. Gene Ontology annotation, cellular component: cytoplasm; mRNA cleavage factor complex. The record is from RefSeq and is a predicted model, not a curated record. NCBI's taxonomy places the organism in Eukaryota, Metazoa, Arthropoda, Insecta, Diptera, Culicidae. Bases 397 to 6192 code for a protein of 1931 amino acids. Gene Ontology annotation, biological process: termination of RNA polymerase II transcription. Gene Ontology annotation, molecular function: mRNA binding; ubiquitin binding; phosphatidylinositol binding.
CGAUGCGACGAGUACGUAAGAAAAUUUUCAACAGUGAACAACGUCGGACACGCGAUAAUUCGUUGUGGUGAAAAUUGCAGAAAAUCGAAGUGAAAAUGUGCAUAAACUGAUUAAAAACUAGUGCAAAACGUCACUCAGAGUAGCUUCGUUGUGAAAGCAAUUCAUCGAAUCAGUGUUGAUUGAUUUGUAUAAAUAAGUUCUUGGAAGCAGAAAACACAAUCAAAAGUAGUGAGAAGAAGAGUGUUAGGUGUGACCGCCCGCGGGGUAAUUCCCACUAGGUGCGGCACUAAAGUGUGUUAUUCCCAAGUUGGAUUUGAAAUAGUGGCAUUCCCCUAGUGUAGUUGGUGUUGUGAAAAGUAUCAGGAGAAGAACGUCUUAAGCGACGGAAGUGCAACCAUGGCGGCCACGCUCGACCAGGCAGUCGUGGAUAGACGGGCAAGGGAGAUCGAAACAGAAUAUAUGUCCUCUCUUGCCGAUUUGAAUGUCAACAGUAAGCCGCUGAUCAACAUGUUGACGAUCUUGGCCGAGGAGAACCUGGAUUACGCUCCCAUAAUCGUGAAUGCCGUCGAGAAGCAUCUCGCCAAGGUUCAACCGGAUGUGAAGUUACCCAUCCUGUAUCUCGUUGAUUCCAUCGUGAAGAACGUUGGCAAGCAGUACCAGCUGCUGUUCAGCCAGGUUAUUGUCAGCAUGUUCUGUGGAGUGUUUGAAACGGUGAACGAACGAGUUCGUGAAAAGAUGUUCAAUCUGCGCCAGACGUGGAAUGAAGUUUUUCCACAGUCCAAGCUGUACGCUCUGGACAUCAAGAUUAAUUCGAUCGAUCCUGGAUGGCCCAUCACAGCGCAGCUGAAACCGUCGAAAUCACCCGCCAUACACGUUAAUCCCAUUUUCCUUAAAAAUCAGCAAAUUCCUGAUCCAACUCAGGAUAUGCAACAGCAGCUUCGCGACAAACAACGUGAACUGCUGGAACUCCAGAAUAAAAAGCUCGAACUUGAGCUCAUGGCUACGAAAAAACGCAUUGAAGAGCAAGAAAAGCAAUUGGUUCUCCAAACGGCCAGCGUAUCAAAAGAGCCCGUAACGGACAUGAAACGUCCAGCUUCCGCAGUUGGAUCGACGGUCGUUCCUCCUCCACGCGGUCGUAUCGUUCCACCAAAUGCAGCAAUGAUAAACCUAGUCAAAUCUCGUGACCCACGGUUAGCGCGUCAACAGGCACAACUUGUAGCACAGAUGACAGCGGCCAGCACCAAUUCGACACCUACAAUGGUCGGAGGUGUUCAGGUUCCUCCACAUCAUCCGAUUGCUCUUGAUCCGUCUUCCGGUAAACCGCUGAGCAUUAGAGAGCGUUUGGGAAGGAUACCCAAGCGUACAGAUCCGCGGAUGAAGGCAGCUCAAGGCACAGAUGCAGAUCGUAAAAAAGCAACCAAUGCGACAACGACUAGUACUGCUAGCAAUUCUUUAUCCCCAUCACAUCGGUCACGUAGCGAAUACGAUCCUACGAAGAAACGUGAGAAGAAGGAUGAAACAACAUCUAAAUCGGGCAGAAGCCCGUCCUCAAAGUCGUCCAAUUCGGACAAAAAGAAAUCAUUGACUGAAAUGUCUUCGCCGAAAAGUAGCUCCCCUCUCAAGAAGAAGUCUUCUUCCCUUUCGGAAAAGUCACCUUCCCGAAGUGAGAAGACUUCUCCUAAGCUACGUGAAGGUAAAAUCAGUAAAGGUAGCAAAUCCGCUGCCCGUCGACCUGGAGAUACCUCCAAGAGUUCCGAUGAUUCCUCAGUUUCGCCAUCGUCAAGCAGCGAAAAUCUGAUGCCGGUUGCCAACGAGUCCAAGGAUGUGGACCUGCGACUGUUGAUCCCGGAGAAGAAGCUGAAACUGGAUCAGCAGCAGCCGCCCCAACAACAACAGGCAAAAUUAGUUAGCAAACCACUACCUGAUCAAAAGAAAGCCCUGAGCGAAGCAGUAGCCACAGACAACGUACCUUCACCCCCGAUGGCGAUAUCCAGGGACGUCGACCUUCGUAUUCCACCGCCGGGUCUGUUGAAGGAUGUUUCGGACAGCAUUGUGCCCCUUGUGGCUCCUGUGGUUGCGGCCACCACCACCACUGCCAGCAGCACCAGCGAAGUUGCUCCCAUCAUGGACGCUAUUCCGACGACGCUGGGUGCUGGCACGGGAUUACCGUCGGAUGGAAUUAAGAAACGGCCGAGUAAUGCAAAGCUUGAAGAACCAGCCAUCAAGAAGAGCAAGUCGGAGAAACUAGAUAUAUUAUUUGGGAACGAGGAUGUUGAUCUCAGGAAGCUAGCGGGGCCGAUGAAUCCCAUCGAUCCGAUUACACCUCUACCCCCACCCCCACCGAUCAUAUCAGAAGCAACUACGCGACCGAUGGCCUCCAACAGCCUUCAGAAUGAAUCAAUAGACAAGCACAAUGCGGCCCCUUCGUCAAAAGCAGCACUGGAAGCAGUUCGGGCUAAAAUUGCCGAAGCCACCAAGAACAAAGAUCGUGACAAGCUGGGGCGACCGUUGUUGUACAACAAGCUAUCAGAUGAUCCGGUUGAACGACGUCGCUCAUUGAAUCAGACCAAACCGAUGGACGUCGAUCUACGCCAGCAACAGCAACAGUUUCAGCACCAGGAUGCAAUCGGUGAUGAUAGCUCUCAGGAUGGCAUGAAUGCCAACAUCAAAACGAUCGUCGCUCAGGCUCAGGAGCAAAUGGAGAAAGGUGAAAUCACUCCGGAACAGUACAACAUUCUGAUGAAGCAGGUCAUUCAGUUGAACGAAACCCAGAAGAUCCGACAGGCCCAGCGCAUGGAAAUGAUGAAACGUAACCAACAGCCGCCGAUGAUUUCAAUGCCCCUUCAAGCUUCGGAUGACAAUGCCAACACGCAUUCUGGCGAAGAGGUGGCGAGCUUCAGUCCCAGUUUGAGCGACGACGGUGAUAUAAAGCCAAGCGGUCCUCCGGCUGUUGCUCCGCAGGUGAUGAACGAUUUCCGAGGAAAAAUUACACCGAUCGAUGCCAAGCCGAAGAUGGAGCCUCAGUUCCCUAACGCGGCACCAGUUGUGGGUGAUAUUAGGCAACGGGAUCCACGUCGGCAACACGAAACGCGUUUCAAUCCGCAAUGGGGCAUCCGUGCAUCGAUGCCCGUUCCUAAUGCAAUGCCACCGGUAGUGGGACCGGUGUUGAAUCAAAGGCCACCAGGUCCAGCCCCUAUGGUGAAUCCUUGGGAUCAAUCUCCGUUCGCUGUUAUGAAUCCGAAGUUGGCUCCACCGCCCAUUGGACCUCGCUUCCCUCCAGUUCCUAUAAACAAUGGACCUCCAGUCAAUAUGCUCGUUCCUGGAGUGCCCAAGAUGAAUGACAGUGUCAGGACCAUAAACAUUGAUGGCAUUCAACGGGAGAUACGUUUUUACGACGAUAUCGCUGUAAUCUUCAUGAGCUGGGACGAACCGAAAGAGAUCGGUUUCCAGAAAGGAUCCCGAAUGGUCGUGGUCGAUGAUCGGGACUCAUUCGAACUGAGCUUCAAUGAGUGCCACAAGGCCAUCACCAUCGAGAGCAAAGUAUACCAAAUGAAGUUGGGUGCUCCUACUAGAGAACUAUACAUUGAUAGCAGCUGGUACGAGUGCUAUUUCGGGGAUCCACCCACGAACAUCGUAUUGGAUAAUAUCAACCGUGUGUUCAAAAUCAGCGGACCGGCCCCUCAGGUGAAGAUCGGCAAUAGUCGUAACGAUCUAGUCGCUGGUAAAAUCAAUAUGAUUGUCAAUGCUGAGGUCAUUGUUCCCGUAUUCCUUGAUUCUCAAGUUCAAAUGUUCGAAAUAUAUGGCCAAAUGCACAAGCUACAGUUUGCUGAUUUCCUACUAACGGUAGUCAUCGAUGACCAACCCUUCCCGGUGGAGUACGGUGGCCUACCGAAGGUAUUUAAGCUCAGGGGAAAAGAUUUCUACAUCCGGUUUACCGCCGUGCCGAAGUUGGUAGUUCCCGGUCGUGUUUACAUCAGAGACAUGAUCCGAACGCCACUUCACCGUGAUCUUCGAACGCCGCCAAGAGAUCAAAGUCUUCUACCACCCUUCGUUCAACCUAUGAACAAUCUGAUGGCCACAAUGGGAGUUCAACAUUCAGUGCCUUCGUUAUUCCCUGCAGCAGCUUCCAUGCAGCCUAAACAGCCGAUGCACAUGCACCCCACGGCAACCGGUCUGGAUUAUCUGACCAACCUGAUGCCACAUUCAACAUCGCUUGUGAACGUUUCGAACAACUUGGCUGGCUAUCAAAUCCAACCCGAUGACAAACCGGUCGUCCCAUCAGUACCUGCUCCCGCUCCAACCAAACCGACCUCUGGCGGUCUAAACCUACCAAUUCUUCAGAACCUCAACAUAGACGAACUCUACCAGAAGAUCGUUGCCGCUGGAAUUCUCGGCAAGACCAACAGUAUUCCAGCCAAAACUAAUACCCCUACCACCGCCAACACCACUGUCACUUCAUCCACAUCCAGUUCGACCGCUAGUAAGCUGGAGAAAGCCCUUGAAGAAGACUUCGAAGAAAUCGAACCAGUAUUCCUAAACAAACUGGAUACGCUGAAGCGCCGGCAGUCGGCAAUUGUUUCGCAACUAUUCAUCGGAAUGCAGUGUAGCAGCUGCGGCGUCCGAUUCCCUCCGGAACAAACCAUGAAAUACAGUCAACACUUGGACUGGCAUUUCCGACAGAACCGCCGAGAUCGUGAUUCGGCUCGUAAGGCGCACUCUCGUAAAUGGUACUAUGAUGUUUCCGAUUGGAUUCAGUACGAGGAGAUCGAGGAUUUGGAAGAACGGGAGAAGAAUUGGUUCGAAUCACAGCAAACCGAGCAGAUCGAAUUCAACGGUGACGGUGAAUCGGGAGGCGGUCGUGCUGGCGCCGAAACGCCUCCACCAAGCUGUCCGGCUGGAUCGGACGAAGCGAGCAAACGAUGCCACAUGUGCCAUGAUGAAUUUCAACAGUUCUACAGCGAAGAAACGGAAGAGUGGCACCUAAAGAACUCGAUUCGAGUGGAAGACUGUACGUACCAUCCACUGUGCUAUGAAGACUACAAGGCGUCCCUAACAUUGGACGAAUCGGCCAUGAAUGCAACCAACGAGGAGGGAGAUCAAAGUAAGACUGAUGAUGGUGUUAAGGUCAAACAGGAGAAGAUCAGGGAUGCUGGCGACACUGUAAAGGAAAUCAACUUAGAUGAUGACGACGAUGUCAUAGUGCUGCCACCCACGGAGGAUGUCGUUACGGAAAUACCGGACGAUGACGAUAUCGAAACGUUGGAUUCGCAUUCGACGAAUGAUGAUGCGCGAACUACCUCCGCUGCUGGAACAGCUACUACAGCGGAUGAUGAGAAUAGCAAACCUGGCCAAGCGGAAGACGAAUCUAGCAACGCUGCAGCUCCACAGGAACCGAGGAUCGUCGAAACACGAAUCGACGACGACCUCGCCAUUCAGGAACCCACGAUCGAAAAGAUCGAUGUCAACGAUCUGGACGAAAGUGAAUCCAACGUGAAAUCCGACAGGGCGGCCGAAAGCGCGCAGGUGAAGGUGAAGGAAGAACCGCAAGACGACGACGAAGUCGACGAAGAGGAUGAACUAUUUGAGGAUGUUGGCACGAUUGAGUCCUCGAUGGUGGAAAGCUCCAAAGAACCAGACACAGUUGACGUCGAAGCCGUUUCAUCGCCAACGCCUCCACUGGAAAGCACCAGCCAGGGACAGCUGACACCUUCACUCGAUGGCAACGUCGAGCUGCAGGACAACCUAACGACCGGUAUUAUCACGAAUAGAAUUAAAAUCAAUAUCACAAAGGCAAAAACCACCCCGGCGGCUACCAGUAGUAGCACGACUGCUAGUAGCAACCAGACCGGUGGAUCGAGCAUUGCCGUUUUGAUCAGCGGCGGUGGUGGCGGAGGAGGAGGAGGCACCAUGUACGACAACAUGAACGACGAUCUGCUGUACGGCAAUCUCGACGACAUCCAUGGUGGUGGCCACAACGAAAACAGCCAAAGCAACAGCAGCAGUUUGAUGAUGAUCAUGCAUGAAGAAGAACAAGAACAAGAUGCUAAUAAUAAAGGACCGGUCGUGGCGACCGCUGAAGAAACGACUGAUAUUGAUUAUGACUUGAAGCCGAGUCUGCGGGGUAUUGUGUUAACCCGGCAGCCUCGCGUAGAGAACGGAUUUGAAACCUCCGGGCUCUGCUCCAUAAUGUAAGGUGGAUGGGGAAAUGAACUUCUACAAAAGCUACUACUGGUAGAGAGAAGCAGGAAGUGUAGCGAAAACAAAAAUGUGAUAUUAAGCCAUUUCCCGGACGGAACGCCCAAGGGGAUCGCCAGCAAGGGUAAAUGGCACAUUUUAUAAUGAAAGAAAAAGCUAUUAGUCAUCUAAGUUAGUCCCACUACCGGAAUGAACUGUUUCAUUUUUGGCGAAAAAGUUCAGUACUAUCAAAAAACACAAAACAGAUGAAGAGAAUCACAAUUUUUACCUAAGUUAGGAAUUCUGAGUUAUGGUUUAGAUUUAAGUUUUGUAGUUUUGAAGAAACAUGAGUGGAAAUAAAUGAAACCAUAUCCUCCCUUUUGACCCUCCCAGGACUCUCCCGGCGUAAGGCGACACAAAUUAGAAAACAAACAAUCUCUAACGAGCAAAGCAAGUUAUUGCAAUAAAAUAAUGAAUUUCAAGGUUUGUUUUGUAGUGUCUGUUUGCGAAUCGUGCUGAAGGAGAAAGAAAUUUUGCUGCAAUUUCUUGCGUUAGAGAAACUGUAACCGUAGAGGGAAGAUUAUUUCACACACAAGCUUAGUAUUAUGUUUUGUUAGUUUGAAUUUCGAACCUGAGUUAUGUACAUAUUCACACAAAUAGGCAAAUAUUAUUGAAUUAUUAUUUCUUGUGAAGAAAACAUGCAUUAUUUGAGUUUUUUUCCUUACAACAUAAUGAACGGAAAACGUGCAACAUUCACAGGAUGAUUUGUGGAUCACACGGACGACGCUUACAAAAGGUGGGGUUAAAACGAUCGUAGAAAGUAAAUAAUAAAAUAAAAUAAAAACAGUAAUAAUCACUCGUUUUUUCUUGUAGUAAAUAUCGAAAAUAAACGUAAUAUAAUUGGGAUGAAGUGAAAAAUAAAGUUCUAAAUGAGAAAACAAUACCCCUAACUUAGUAUCUAUUUCAUUGUCUAUGACACUUUAGAAUACAAUAAAUCUAUAACUACUAGUAGCAUGUGUGGUGUUUCGGUGAGUUAUCAAUAAAUAGUUGAACAACAAA